GAUUGAAUGGCAAUCGAAUUCGGCUGGGGCAGCUCCUCGCCGCAUGCCUCCCUCGAACUCAUGGCUCCACCUUUAACAGAGAGUGACGAGCAGGAGCUGGCAUGCAAACCACGGGCCGGGGGUCAGAGCUGAAAUCCGAGCCGCCGUGCCGUUCCACCUAUUUAAACGUCUAAAAAAGAAAAGUCCCACCCGAACACGCCGGAACCAUUGCGAAGCGCUGGUCGGGCAGUUGUCUGUCCGCUUCAGGGGACCACAUCAGAAAUCCAGAGCAGGUUCACAAACAGGACGAAGCGAAAGCUGAGCUGAUGACAGGGAAGCAGGGCUCUCUGCCACUUCUUAUCACCUCAGCCGGGCAGCGUUAUGUUAAGUGCCCCAUCUGCUUUCCAUCCAUGGCUCUUUGCUCCUUGGGUUUCAAUUCCAAACAUGGUUAUCCUUCUGGGGUCUCUCUCUGCACUCCCUGUUGCCAAGGGACGUACAUUCCAGAUGAAACACUCGGCGAAGAACCAGAGGGAGAGGGAGGGAGAGGGAGGGAGCAGCAGGCAGGCAGAGAGAGGGGCUGGAAAGAGUGUAAGAAAACAGAAGGGAGAAAUCGAUGCAGGUUCCGAACCAGGCUAGUGGAGAAAUGAAUUCAGGGACUGCUUUUGUCCGGCACAGGACUUGAUCUAUCCAAGUAAUACAUCAGGGAGCAAAUUUUACUUUAGACACUUGUUUAUUUUCUUGUUUCUUAUUCCUUGUUCCUGGAGAAGUGUAUUUUAGUGUACUUUUUUCUAAAGGCCUUUCAGUCAUUUGUUUCACCUUUUUUUGAACUUGGAUCCUGAAGGUGCGGCAGACAGACAUGUGGAAGGAAAACUCAACCCUGUUUGCCACCAUGUUUUAUGGGCACCCUCAGUGUGAGGAGUGGAGCAGCGGCACAGAGGGGGCUGUAUACCAGCUGGGCAACAUCCUGUUUAUCUUAGGGUAUAUGGGGGGCAGUGGUGUUUUCGGCACGAUCUACAUCUUCAGCCUCCUGGCCCCGGGCUUUCUCUGCUACGCUCUGUGGGGCUGGCUGGACGCGUGCGGUGCCGAUAUUGUCUUCUGGAGCAUUCUGCUGCUGCUUCUCUGUCUCCUGCAGCUGGCUCACCUCAUCUACCGCCUCCGCAAGGACAGCUUCGAGGAGGAGCUCGACAUCCUCUACAAGGGCAUCUACCUGCCACUGGAGGUGCCCGUGCCCAUCUUCAAGGAGAUCGUCGCCGCCGGCGAGAACCAGGUCGUCUCUCUGGACAAGGACCAGAACUACGCCCUGGAGGGGAAGACCCCCAUCGACAGGCUGUCCUUCCUGCUGUCGGGGAGGAUUCGCGUCUCUCUGGAAGGCCAGUUUCUUCACUAUAUUUUCCCAUAUCAGUUCCUCGACUCUCCGGAGUGGGAGUCUUUGAGGCCCACGGAAGAAGGAAAGUUUCAGGUGACUCUGACCGCAGAGACAGACUGCCGCUACAUCACCUGGAGGAGAAAGAAACUCUACCUCUUGCUGUCCAGAGAGCGCUACAUUGCCCGUCUCUUCUCGGUCAUGCUGGGGAAUGACAUCACCGACAAGCUCUACUCCCUCAACGACAAGCUCUUUGCCAAGAGCGGCGUGCGUCUGGACAUUCGCCUGCCCAGUCUCUACCACGUCCUGGCACCCUCCACCAGCGAGGCCGACAGCGAGCACGCAGGGGGUUUCGCGCCCGCUAACCAGAAGACCCCACCGCAGCCGGGCCCAAGGAAGAGCGCCGAGCCUGGUGUCAGCAACCCUCACUUUGGGCCUCAGCCCACUGACACAGAGCUGCCCGGGGACAGGCGGCCUGGAAGUCUUUCAAACCUUUUUCAAAGAGGAAGAGCCCCACUGGCUCCUACAGAAACCCCCGAGCUCUGAAACGGGCCCGGCGCUCAGAGAAACGGAUUUUAAGGCGGAAAUUCCGAUUCACAGAAUUCUGCUUUCACGAAGAGACAGAACAGGAGCAACGCCCUGCACAUCUCUUUUCUGGGGCACUUGCAUGACCGCAUCAACGCAGAAAACCCACCUGGACUUUCCACUCACCAAAAGACGAAUGUUUUUUCAUUGUGACUUAUUGUGAAGCACAGUGACUGCUCAGUAUUACUGACAGCCUUAUGUUACCAUAUAAAGUUUGGGGUCAUUAUGUUUCCCAGGGUCUAUUGCUGAAUCUUCACAAAAUGUCAAUUUUGAUACUUGAAUAGCACCAGCCAAAUAAUAUCCAAAGCGCUGUGGGUGUUGGAAAGUGGAGCCAUAUGCCUUAGGGAAGAUUAGGAUGCAACUAGUUUACAACUAAAAAGAACAGAAGAAGAUGGGCAAAAUCCCUGGCACUCUCCAAAUCCUGCAUGGGCCAAGCUUUUCAGGGUUCAGACUGAAUGAUUUUCACUGGAAACACCACAAACUACAUGUAUUCUUCAGAUUGCACAAAUCACACAGUUUGACAAGUAUACUUGGGUAUAAUGAUGAACAGAGUGAAGCAACUGCCAUCACUUCCAAAGCAUAGUGCCACAUUUAAGAUUUUAGUGAACACACUGUAAAUGUGUGGGCUACAGCACUCAUAAAGUCAUGUAAUAGAAUCUGAUAUCUGAAAGAUUUAAGUCUAAAAGGAGCAAAUUAACACUAAUGUUCCUGAAUGUUUAAUGAAAUGGGAAAGAGGCUGAUUCUGAGGUUUAUUUUCCUUUCUAGAGCACUGACACAGAUGACACAUUGGAUUAAAUGUUUUUCUAAACCCCUGUAUGUUUGUGCUAUGUAUAUUUAAAAUAUACAGUCCAAAUAAAGACCUGUAUACAAGGACACGAUACUGGAAAUGUUUUAUAACACAACAAAUAUAUUUGUACCAAAAAUAAUUAAAAUGAAGUGACCGAUAUAUACCGUUAUCUUCUUUCAACAUUGUACACAAGGAUAAAAAAGUUACAAAAAUAAAACAAUUAGACUCUGCAUUUCACUUUGCAGUAACUGAAACAAAAGCAUUACAGCUAGGGCACAGAAAUUGGAAUAAUGAACCAGAAGAGGAAUAUUUUUUUAAAUUACUUUCAAUAAUUAAAAUGAUGUUUCCUUGUUUCUCAAUGUCAUUCAGUCUCUGUCUAUAACAUUGUCGUUAACGUUUUGGCAGUCUGCUGCUGAAUGCUAAAAACUAACUUAUAGUUAGUUAAUUAGUUAAUGUAGUUAAUGUUACAGAUUUAACGUUAUUGUAGCUAUAUUUGUUUGAGAGCUAGGAAAUGGUUAUGGACAAGGUGAAAUAUUUAUCCAGAUAGCGUGAAGAUCAAAAACAGUUUACUGUACAUAAAACUUACUGAGCAUCUAAACCAACCACUGUAUGCAUGCUUGUUUUAAGAAAAAUAAAGUGUAUACAUUUUGCAUAUAGAA
This is a messenger RNA of Lepisosteus oculatus (spotted gar), 3373 nucleotides long. It is a transcript of the gene popdc2, whose product is annotated as popeye domain cAMP effector 2. The record is from RefSeq and is a predicted model, not a curated record. Gene Ontology annotation, molecular function: cAMP binding. Gene Ontology annotation, biological process: regulation of membrane potential; heart development; skeletal muscle tissue development. NCBI's taxonomy places the organism in Eukaryota, Metazoa, Chordata, Actinopteri, Semionotiformes, Lepisosteidae. Gene Ontology annotation, cellular component: sarcolemma.